Molecule: messenger RNA, 1099 nt
Organism: Sesamum indicum (sesame)
Lineage: Eukaryota; Viridiplantae; Streptophyta; Magnoliopsida; Lamiales; Pedaliaceae
Source: RefSeq, a predicted model, not a curated record
GCUUCUCCAAAAACACGAUGCAACCAUGACGACGCGUCGACACGUGUCCUCCAUGACCAAUCUGCAAGCUCAUAGUUUAUCCAAUCAAGGGUUGUUCUUCUGUCCAUUCCUGUUCUCGCCACGUGUCGGCUUCUUACCAUUGGUGUCGUAGAAGUUUGAUGUUCCCACAUGUGAUCAAGGAGUCAUUGUUCCAGAAGCAAACUAGCCUAAUCCACUCAUUUUAUUUUCUUUUUUAGUAUUUGCAUGCCCAUAUAUAUAUGUUUCCUCAGCUUGGUAUCCCAAGAGAGAAUUCCAUGUAUUCGUAUAUCACUGCAAGAAAAGAGAAUUUCUUGAGAUAGAGAUUUCUUGUGGUCUUUUUUUUUUAAUAUAUAUUCCGAUAAUGGCAGAAGCCCAAAGUCAUCAUCAUCGGGAGUUUCAAGAUUCAUGGUUUGAGUAUGAAAAGAAGAACGAUGAUCAUCAUGAUGAGAAAUGCACAUCAUCAACCUCCACUUCGUCCAUAGCGGAAGAAUCAAUGUUUACUAAUGGAUCAUCAUCCAUAUCUUCAUCUGAUGAUACAGCAGAUGAUGCAUCCUCAUCGGCAUCGUCUUCGUUUUCGUCCGGUGGAGCUCUGUAUGAUCUCUCAGAGAUCAUGCAACAAUUGCCCAUCAAAAGAGGGUUGUCAAAAUUCUAUCAAGGGAAAUCAGAGUCUUUUACAUCACUUGCAAGAGUGGGAAGCAUUGAAGAUCUGGCAAAGAAAGUAAUUCCAAACAGAAGGCAUCAUCUCAAGGCUUCAAAGAGCUAUGGGACUGGCUUGAAUAAUAGCUACAAGCCUUAUACUCUCCCUAAGCCCAUUAUAUCCAAGAAAACUACAAGGGGUUCUUCUUUCUCAUCAUUUCUCAGUAAAAGAGGGAGUUUUGUUACCAGCAAGCCCCCUCUCACUGCUCUACACAAGAAUUUGGAAUACUAGAGAGAGAGAGAGAGAUUGUAAAUAACAAGUUUUGUGGUGAGUUUUCUGAUUUUUCUUCCAUUCUAAGGUAAAAAGUACAGAAGUUAAAUACCCUAUGACUUGUAUUUAAGAUGUUUGAAAAGUUCAAAAUUUAGCACUUGAUUUAACUUUUUA